Messenger RNA from Salvelinus namaycush (lake trout), 489 nucleotides. Its product is annotated as trafficking regulator of GLUT4 1-like. Gene Ontology annotation, cellular component: membrane. Bases 1 to 489 code for a protein of 162 amino acids. The transcript has 3 exons. The record is from RefSeq and is a predicted model, not a curated record. NCBI's taxonomy places the organism in Eukaryota, Metazoa, Chordata, Actinopteri, Salmoniformes, Salmonidae.
AUGGCAAUCAACACAGACACUGAAUUCGAGAAAUCUAAACUGGGAAAGAGCGGCGGCGCGCCCGCCAACGAGUCUCAGGAGACGGAGAAACUUCUCAGCCUCGUAACCACGGAGCCUGCUGGCGGCAACCGUAUGAAAAUGUCCUCCUCCUUUACCAUCAACGUGGGGAGCGAAAAUAACCUGGAUGCGGACCAGAACGGUCACAGUGUGCCCUUUAGGUCGGGCUCUGCGGGGCACCUGGCCGCUGCCCCCCCCUCCCCGUCCCGGGUCAGUUUGAGUCGCAGUCGCACCUCUUCCAUCGGGAACGCCGCGGUCCAAGAGGCGCAAAAGCCCAAAGACUAUCUCAUACUGUCCAGAAACAGCCUGCAGUCGGGAGACUUGGACGGAGCUAAGAGACUGGGUAAACUGGCUCGACUCCUCAGUGUCGUUUCCAUAAUCCUGGGUAUACUCACCAUAGUCGUCUGUGUAACGGUCUCUGUAACGAAGUGA